Molecule: messenger RNA, 1215 nt
Organism: Gamsiella multidivaricata
Lineage: Eukaryota; Fungi; Mortierellomycota; Mortierellomycetes; Mortierellales; Mortierellaceae
Exons: 3
Coding region: 315-1079 (254 amino acids)
Source: RefSeq, a predicted model, not a curated record
UAUCGGCAAGAUCCGAAUCUUCUUUUUCAUAUUUGCUGGUGGAAUUUUGGCGUUCUCAAUCGCAAUACUGCAUUUACUCCGCGGAUGUUCCUCAGAAGUAUGUGCACGGCCGACAACUGAGUUUCCCGAUAAUAUAUUCUUGGCCGUUUCAGCAACAUAUUUCUUCAUGGUAUGUUCUUCAAAUACGUAUUGUCCAUCUCCUGUGCAACUCGUUACCAUAUAUUAUUAAUUCCAUCGUCCAAAACAUACAAUAGGGAGGAAUCUAUGACCCCGUCAGCGAUGAGUUCAAAGGCGAUGUUUGGUCAUUCCACUUGAUGAUGAUGAUUUAUGUGUUCUUUACGGUCAUCCUUAUGCUGAAUGUACUUAUCGCCUUGAUAAACGUUGCGUUCAGUGCAGGCGAUGACGAUUGGCAUCAAGAAUGGCUUGAGAAUCGUCUCCGCUACGUUGAAAGGGCGGAGAAUAUGUCAUACCAUAUCCCAGGUUUUAGGCGGAGGUACAAUUGGUUCCCAAAGGAAAUAUACUAUACAGCUACGCCUCAGCAGGUCAAAGAAUACGAGAGAAAGUUCCAACUCAAACCAGAAAUUGCGCGGACGGCCAAGGAUCAGCUAUUGGGCAUCUCGUCAACCCUUUAUGAGCCAAAACCAUUCGGAAUCCCUUUUACGAAUGGAAAGGAGCCCGAGACGGCGGCUGGGCAGCAAGAGGUCGUUGCAAAAUCACAAUAUGGUAACGAGUCCAAUGAGAACAAAUGCGGAACUUACGGAUGUCUGGGAAGCGUACAAAACCAAUAUCUUGAAACAGGAGAUCUCCCUGCCGAUAUAAAGAUGGCUUCAAAGCGUAACGAGCACGCACACAACGAGGACAAGGAUCCAGACACGGAUGUCUCUUGGAGAGCUGGAGCUGUAUCGCAUGGUAACGGCAGCGAGGAUAAUCAGGCCUUGUUGCGCCAUGUCGAAGAGUUGAAGAUACAGUUGGUUGAGACCCAAUUGCGUAUGGACAGACGGGUCGAUGGACUCCAAGAACAGCUAAGCCAGAUCAGAGAUCUGAUCCUGAUGUCAGCCUCCCCUAAGAAGGAAGAAUAAAUAUACCUUACAAUGCGUCUAUAAAGUGCGUCCUCAUGAAAGUUUGAAAAAUUGUAAAUCCUCGCGAAAAUAAUGAUUGCUACAGUAUAAUAGCUAGGAAUGAUUUCAGACGAGUGGCAUUAGGAAGAGCCGAGAG